AGCUUAAUAAUAUUAUUAAUAAUAAAUCUAUCAACUGUUCACAUCCUAACAAAUAUUUGUUGUUUCUUCUUUAAAAAAAAUCAAAAUGUAUAGAAUAUUUUCAACAGUCGAAAACAGGUGGAAAUGGAUAGUUUUCUUUGCUAUUUUACAACUGACAUGUUUUUCAUCAGAAGCUAUGAAAAUACGAUGCGUAAAUAUAAAUACAGGACAUGAUGUUGAAUAUGAUGAAUCAACUGAAGUUUGCUGUAAUGGGGUACACAGAAAAUUCAUCAAAGGACAUGAACAUAGAUGUUGUAUUAAGAUAUCAAAAGAUGGUGAUACUAAACGAGAGUUAUACAACAUAACAACAUCCCUGUGUUGUGGUGGGGUUCUUUAUAAACUACAACCAGAACAAAUGAGAAUGAAUCCAGUUUGUUGUGGAGACCAGGUUCUAAUGAAUCACAGCGCUCAGUUUUGUUGUGGACAGAAACUAUAUACAUACUCAACAAAACAUUUUAACUGUUUUAGCAGAGGGGACAUUUCAUUUCCAAUAGAAGAAGGUGAUAAAGUCUGCUAUAAACAAAAUAAAACAGGAACAACUAUUAAGCUGUACACAAAAGAGGAAGUCAAAGAAAAAGGACAAUCCGCAAAGUGUUGCGGAUUACAUUUGUACCAGCAUGGUGGUACCCAUGUCUGUUUUAGGAAAGAAAGUCUAUUUCUUCAAGGUGCAAUCCCAGAAGAAUGUGGUCCAAAUCGCACUAUUCAUGAUGCAAGUAAGACAGUGUGCUGUCAAGACACAGGAAAGCUGAUACCAAUUGGCAUGUAUGCUUCAAAGUACCAUGACACACUUCCAAACCUAGACUGUUUUAAGGGAAAGCUAGUGGACCUUGAUAAAGACAAAAUAGUUUACAAUGGAGAUGAUGGAAAAAUCAUUCCAAAACACUUUGAUCAAUGUGGUCCAGAUACCUAUGACCCCCAAAACAGUAGAGUGAGAGGAAUUUGUUGCGAUGGCAAAUUGCAUUUUCAUAAGUUGAAUGACAUGAAUGCCAUGUGCUGUGGAACAGAGCUUAUUGACAAAAGCAACCAAAGCUGUUGUAACAACAGAAAAAUCACAAAAUCACAAAAAUGCUGUGGAGACACCGUUUAUGAUAUUUACAAAAACGAUGUCAUAUGCUGUAACAGACAGCUUUACAAUAAUUCCUACUUGUGUUGUAAGCCACAGUCAAGUGUCGAAAUUCCAACAUUAAAGCAAAAUAGGAAUGACAAUACAUGCUGUGGGAAAACAACAUUCCACCCAUUAGUGGCAAUGUGCUGUGAUGGCAAGGUGGAAUUUGGUUCAAAGAGCUGCGACUUGAGGGAUGAAGUAGAAAAAAAAUCUGUUGCAACACCUAGGCCAGGAAAGGUUAUAAAAGAUACAGUGCAUCAAAUUAUUGCUGCAAACCAAAAAUCUCCACGAAACUUAGUCUGUCAGGCUUGUCUCCAAUAUGAAAGACCUGAAAGCGAUUGUGUUAAACGGUUCAGAUUUCAAGUCUAUGUCUUUGACAUCACCGAAAAAGGAGGUCGAACUAGAUUACAUGUUUUAUUUCUGGAGCCAAAGUUUAUGCGGAAAACAAGAAUGGUUUUGUAUACAUCUGGAACAUGCAAGUGUUUUAAGCAAAACACCAUUUAUGACAUAUAUACCAACAGAAAUUUGAAAGACAAGGUUAAGUUGUCAAAUAGAUUUCGAUCACAUUUUACAGUGAAGGAUAUGUUUUACAAAGUUAAAGGAAACUUUGGCAAUUUUUAUAAGGACAAUACAUGCCAAGUAGAGAGGUACUACAGACCAAUUGUUACUUGAUGAAACAUCACACAUUUAGACAACUCUUCAAUCCCAUCUUCUCGGCUCUUUCUGUCAAACUUUGGAUUAGAACGAAAAAUAGCCAAGAUGUUGCUAUGGACAAUGCUUGUGCUGAUCAAGGUAUUUACCAAUGAGAUUGGUCAUCACACAGGUGUUCAAUGUUCCUACCAAAAGUUCAAAACCCUCAUUUUUUACAUUCAUAUAUUGGUAUAUACAUGUAUCUCAUUUUUUUCUUAACCAUAUACAAAGGGUUAGUGAGCCCCUAGCACAGACAAAUAUGGCUUGAAAGGCAGGCCCUUUGAUUGUCACCUACAGCUCUUUUAAGGGCUACCUCCUUUUCAUAUUGUCUAAGGUAACUGAACAUUUAGGUUCUCAUUGACUGCCAUACAGUAACCUACUUUUGGCUUAAAAUUCAUAUCUUUGGCUAAUACUCUGUGGAAACUGCAUGGAGGUGCUACAAAAUUAACUCUUUAAGGACAUACCUGGUGACAUGUUCAGGGUCUGUACUCGACAGCAAAAGCUUUUAUGUACCAGUCGCAGGCUGAUGGAUAUUCUUUAAACCUUGAAUAUGUACAUACAUCAAUAUACAAUGCUCCCAAGGCUCCAAUUUCUUAGUCAUGGCCACCAUCUUUAGUCCUAAAUGGUGUAGGUAAAAAAUAAUUAUUUCAUUACAACAUAAUAAUAAUACAUAAAUUUCCAUGACAUCAUUAUUAAACGUCAUAUUAACUUGAGAUGUAAAAUGAAAUAUUUUGUUAUUCUAUGAACAAAAAAUAUUCAUAAAACCAAAAACUCCCAUACUUGUGAUGAAAUUUUUCAGAAAGUACUAUGUAGUGUCUUUCGAUAUUAAAUAUACCCUUAACCCUUUACCACAUAUAUACGCGAAACAACGCACUUUCGACCACCCCCUUUUUUAGGCCUCAAAUAGUGAAAAAAUGUCCUAUUUGGGCCCCAAACAUAAGUUUUUGUUUGAGAAAUGUUGUUAAAAAAAAAUUGAGCACUUUUUCGGCGCCGCCCCCCAUCCAAAAGAUACAUCAGGGGGUUGCCAGAAGGGGGAUGUGCCCCCUUCUGUUAGGGGGGUCUGAAGGGGGGCGGAGUCCCCCUCAUCGCCAAGAAAAUUUUAGACUUGUGAGAGGCUAAAAAUGACCCCAGGUCGAUCAUAAUGUAACGUUUAACCAACGCUGAAAAGCCUUUGACUCUAUCUCAAUCCCUUGAGAAGUUGCAGCACUUUGAAAUAAAUUUUGAUGGAAAAAAUCGAGGCAAAAUAGUGAUUUUUGGCAAUUUUGAGAUGUCCCCUCGUUGCCAUGGUAACAGGAAAUUUAAGACUGAGCAUGUCGUUACAAAGGCAGGCAAUGGUCCAGUCAACAUUUGUGCCAAGUUUGAUAAGUAUUGAAGCAUUUUUCAUAGUUUCAUAACAGUUUGAACUUUUAACAGGAGGCUUUUCAGUGAAAACGGCCAUUUUUCACAAUAUGCUCAUGGGGGAAAGGGUUAAGUGACUAUUUUGUCAAAAUUUUCAAUGGCUCUGUGAAAAAUAUUUUCUUUGAAUAUAUUAUUUUUCUAGAAUACCAAUAUCACUGAUGUGUAUAUUAAAAACAAAGGUAAUUUCUGCAAAUGAAUUAAAUUAAUAAUCUUAUGCUUUGAUUUGUAAUGGUUUUUUGUAAUGGAAACACGGGUUACCAAAAAAAUUAUCAGAUGUACAUAAAUACAUGUAAAAUCUCAUAGAAAGACGUCUUUCAUGUUUACAAUAAAGUAUUAUUGUUCAGUAUUAGUUUAGAAAAUGACAUGCUCUGAUUUUUUUUGGAUUUUUUUCUUCAGUUUAUGGUGAAUUUUCUACAAAUUUGAAAAUUAAAAAAAAAAUGUAAAUUUGACAAUAUCUAAUGAGCCAAAUUUGAACAAUGCCAAAGAAAAAUCAUUAAGAGCCGUGCCAUGACAAAACCAACAUAAUGGGUUUGCGACCAGCAUGGAUCUGUACCAGCCUACGCAUCCGCGCAGUCUGAUCAGGAUCCAUGCUGUUCCCUAUCAGUUUCUCUAAUUGUAAAAGGGUUGGUAAGUGAACAGCAUGGAUCCUGAUCAGACUGCGCGGAUGCACAGGCUGGUCUGGAUCCAUGCUGGUCGCAAACCCAUUAUGUUGGUUUUGUUGUGAUGCGGCUCAUUUAUGAAAGCCGGCAACUUUUUUCACAUUUACAAAAAAGUAUCAUUAUUCAGUAUUAAUUUAGAAAAUGACAUUUCCUGAUUUUUUUUUUUCAAUUUGAUGAUGAAUUUUCUACAACUAUGAAAAUUAAAAAAAAAAAAUGUAAAUUUGACAAUAUCUAAUAAGCCAAAUUUAAACAAUGCCAAAGAAAAAUCUUUUAUCCAAGCUGGUUUACAAAAAUUUAGAAAAUGAUUUUUGCAGUGCUCUCAAUAAAAUUCAAUAUAUUGUUUGUAUAUCAUUUCAAAAUUUUCUAUCACAAUUAUAAAGCUCGGCUUCCCCCUAUUAGAGUCACAAGCAUACUUGUAUUACAUUAUUUAUGUGAGUUCAUAAGUACUUGAGCUGAUUCAGGAGUAUUAUACAUUGUAUAUAACAAGUGUUUAUCAAUAAUAUAAUGUUUAUCGAACAGUGUAAUGUUUUUGGUAAACAACUGUCUAUAAUAGACUCUCCUAAAAUUUAACCUUAGGAUACACUACAAUACCAUCAAGAGUAUACUAGUCAUUGGAAAAAGGAAAUUUCCAUUUAAACCAAUCCCCAUGCUGCGAAAUAUAAACAGGAAGUUCACUGAUAUAUCAAAACAUGUUUACUUCAAUAAACAGUGUCUAUGUCAUUUCUAUUUUUAAAUGCAUUUUCAUCACUUAGAAAAACAAUUUUCAUACAAUGUUAUAUUUUUUUAUAUUUUUUUUUUACAAAUGAUAGGGCUACUAUAUUUCUAUAUUGAUUUUUCAUGUACUUUUUCUUGAAUGCUCUUAACAUUUUCAUUCUUAAAUAAAUUAAGUUUUAAACUUAAAUGGAUCAAUUUUAAUCAAUCUUGAAAUUUUUAAACAUAGUAUGGUAAUUCACAGAGGAAUUGUUAAAUGUCUUUUUACAUAAUCAUUUUUAAAAAGUUCUUUGUAAUACUUUUUUGUCCUUGUUAAAUUUCAUUUGUUUUUAUUUAUGCAAUAUCAAUGUAAUAAAUGUUUGCUGAUUCUCAAUUAUUUUGGCCUGUAUAUUAUUGAGGAAAUUUUGUUGGCUUAUUGACUAUUGUGACAAUUUUUUUUUUAUAUAUUUACUGUUGAAAAAAUUUUCUUGGCCUAUUUAUUAUUGAGAUAGCAUGGCAUUUCAAUGUUGAUUUUAAAUAUUGCAGUUUAAUUUUAUAAUUUUUUUAUUGGUUUCUAUACAAAUUGGUAUCUUUGGAGCUACUAAAUUGAAUAUGACGGAUUGAUCCAUGAUUUGUACAUCACUAGUUGAGUGUGUGACCGAUUGAUCCAUGAUUUGUACAUCACUAGUUGAGUGUGUGACCGAUUGAUCCAUGAUUUGUACAUCACUAGUUGAGUGUGUGACCGAUUGAUUUAUGAUUUGUACAUCACUAGUUGAGUGUGUGGCCAAUUGAUCCAUGAUUUGUACAUCACUAGUUGAGUUUGUGACCGAUUGAUCCAUGAUUUGUACAUCACUAGUUGAGUGUGUGACCAAUUGAUCCAUGAUUUGUACAUCACUAGUUGAGUGUGUGACCCGAUUGAUCCAUGAUUUGUACAUCACUAGUUGAGUGUGUGACCGAUUGAUCCAUGAUUUGUACAUCACUAGUUGAGUGUGUGACCGAUUGAUCCAUGAUUUGUACAUCACUAGUUGAGUGUGUGACCGAUUGAUCCCAUGAUUUGUACAUCACUAGUUGAGUGUGUGACCGAUUGAUCCAUGAUUUGUACAUCACUAGUUGAGUGUGUGACCGAUUGAUCCAUGAUUUGUACAUCACUAGUUGAGAGAGUGAAAUAUUUGUACAUUUGUAGACCUUUUAAAUUUGUAAAUAUUUUUACCUUUAUAAAUUCAUAUUUUGAUGUUAAUUUUGUUUUUGAUAUUUCAUUGAGAGACAUUUUCUGUUUUUAAGCUGUUUAUUAAAACAUACUCUUAACAAGUUUUCAAAUUUUAAUUCAUUUUUAUUUUUGAAUAAAUAGAACUCUUUUUUCAUGGAAAAUUACAAGCUUGUCUGCUUUUAUUUGUGACUUUUGGCAGAAGGAUCAUGUGCAAUUACAAUUGAAUGUAUGCAUAACAAAUUGAAUGUUAGUAAGGACCAAUAGUUGCAUCGAUUAAUUCAUGAUAAUUUUCUUACAAUAUUUUUGUGUAAUUUAAUAGAUAAAAUGUAUAUAAUGUACAAUAUCAUUGUAUAAUUAAGAUAUCACAAUAGCUAGUCUAUCAUAUUAUUUAUUUCCAUUUUUGAUUAUUUUUUUUUGUUGAAUCAGUAGCAAUGGCAGCUAAGAAUAGGGAUAAACAUUCAUUUUAACAACAACUUUCAAUUAUCAUCAUCAAUUAUCAUUCUUGAUUAAAACAGGGCACUCAUUUUAAUUUACAAAAAACAA
Molecule: messenger RNA, 6331 nt
Organism: Ruditapes philippinarum (Manila clam)
Lineage: Eukaryota; Metazoa; Mollusca; Bivalvia; Venerida; Veneridae
Exons: 10
Coding region: 86-1816 (576 amino acids)
Source: RefSeq, a predicted model, not a curated record